Messenger RNA from Plodia interpunctella (Indianmeal moth), 4171 nucleotides. RefSeq names its product bicoid stability factor (gene bsf). Gene Ontology annotation, biological process: regulation of mitochondrial translation. Gene Ontology annotation, molecular function: protein binding; mRNA 3'-UTR binding. The transcript has 9 exons. The record is from RefSeq and is a predicted model, not a curated record. Lineage: Eukaryota; Metazoa; Arthropoda; Insecta; Lepidoptera; Pyralidae. Gene Ontology annotation, cellular component: nucleus; mitochondrion. The coding region runs from base 101 to 4012 and encodes 1303 amino acids.
AACCUCAAAUUCUUUUCGUAUUCUACUACAUCGAGGAGAUCUUUUCAAAGUGUUAUUUUUACUGUGAAAUAUUUAAAUGUGUUAAUAAACUGAUAUAACAAUGUCGUUGCUCCGUUCUACGAAGUUUGUGAGAUAUUUCACUGGUGCGGCGAGGACACUUAUAUUGAACAGUGCUAAAGCCGCUGAAACAAAUACUCUAAUAAACCCAAAAACACUUUGUGGGCUUAAUAAUGUGCUUGUGAGAGACUAUUCAACAUCAAAGAAGACAGAAAGCCUCGAACCGCUGUUACAAAAAUUGGAUUCUGACGUACGCCGUGUGGGCCGUAUUUCUAAGAAAGACAUUGACGAAGUGUUUGAUGAGAUACGCUCCAAAAACAACAUCACCAGUUCACAGUCAUUACUUGUUAUAAGAUGUUGUGGAGAGCUUGUCCCCGAAGAAUUACCGGAACAGAGAACCCUGCUAGUCCAGAAAAUAUGGAAUGUGCUAACAGAGAGGGGUAUCCCUAUGGACAUCUCACAUUAUAAUGCUUUACUCCGAGUGUAUAUUGAAAAUGAACAUCUAUUUUCACCAGCUAAGUUCUUGGAGGAGUUGGAAAAGAAAGGGUUACAGCCAAACAGAGUGACAUACCAAAGACUUAUGUGGAGAUAUUGCCAAGAUGGAGAUGUUGAGGGUGCAACAAAAGUUCUAGAAAAGAUGAGGGAACUCAACUUCCCUGUAUCCGAACCGGUACUCAAUGCUCUGGUCAUGGGUCAUGCAUUCCAUGGAGACACCGAAGGUGCCAAAGCUGUGUUGCAGACGAUGGCCGGAGCAGGAUUACAACCAUCCAAUAGAACUUACACAUUGUUAGCUUGUGGGUACGCUAAACAGGGAGAUUUGGCUGGUGUGGAGGAUGUUAUAAAAAUUGCUACAGAGAAAGAUGCUUAUAUGACUGAUAAGGAUAUUCUAGAUAUAGUGGAACAUCUGUCACUUGGCGGCCACGGAGAUAAAGUGGAACAACUGUUCCCACAUCUUCAAAAAAGCGUCGGUUACAACCAAGAAGUGUGCAAUCUCAUCCUGCGCCUUCUAAACAAGGGCCAAGACGAACCUGCCAAGAAAGUCAUGAAUACUAUGCCUAAAUCCACAAAUAUCGAUGACACAUUGUUCAAAGGAGCAUUCUUUGUUAAACAUCUUCUUAAACUAGGCAGGCCAAUCGAUUCCGUCAUAAAAACAUGCAGUGAUCUACAAAAAGAUGACUUAGUCCCCAAUGCAUUUUACAUCGCAACAGAAGGGGCUCUACAAUUAGGACAAAUUGAAUUGGCACAAAAUCUGUUUAAGGAACUCAAAAGAUGCGGCAUAGAGAUAAGACAGCAUUAUUACUGGCCGCUACUGGUUCAGAAAGGGAAAGAAGGUGAUGAGGAAGGUCUGUUGCAAAUUUUGAGAAAUAUGACCACUGAUGGCCUUGUGCCUACAGGGGAAACUCUCCGGGACUAUGUCAUACCUUACAUGGUCGAAAGAGACACCCCGCAGAAUGUUAUACUCAAAUUACAAAUCUGCGGUAUUCCAACCAUAGUGUGCGCAAGAAACAUUAUGCUAGAGCUUUUAGAAUCCGGCAAAACAAGGAAGGCAGCUCAAAUUGCUGUCGAGUACCAUCCGAGAGGGCAAUAUAAUUUGGUCGCCCGACCUCUCCUAAACAGUCUGAGUAAAACUAAAGACAUUGAUUCCUUUGUUACGAUUUUACACGUGACAAGUAGCAAAGUGACAAAUUUAGAAGACGAGUCGAAUGAUGAAGUCCCAAAUGACGAUAGGGAUACCAUUGAAACGGGGCGUUUAGUGAAAUCUGCUGUUAAGAUUUUAGGAACUCCAGCAUUGUGUGAAGAACUGCUUACCAAAAUCCAUUCAAAGGGUAUAAGGCUCAGUGCCGAUUCAGCGGAGUCAAUUCAGAUGUACCUCGGUGAACAGAUGUCAAACAAUCUGUCAGAGUUGCUGACACAACUGACGUCGAGUGAUUUGGAAUCAGUGCCAGUUGAGAACGUUAAACGUGACCCGGGAGUCCGAAAUUCGGCCCAAUUGGAACAACUCAUCAAUAGGCUGAAGUCUAAAGAAGGGUCGAACAUUAAACGUUUGCAGAAACAGUUGCUCUCUUUGUAUAUAAAAGAAAAUAAUAUCGUUAAAGUGGGAAGCUAUGUUGAAGAGUUGAAAGGGGAGAAUUUCGAGCUGAGUCCAGCGACGUUGGCUCAACUUUUCGAGUUUUAUUGUCAACACGACCAAAUUGACAGAGCUAAUGAAUAUAAGGCUCAGAUAAACGAAAAAUACCCAGAUUUCGUGUUAAAUAAGUUUAAGUUGAUACAAAUGGCGUUUGCGCUCGUAAGGGCGAAUAGAUACGAUGAGGCUGUGAAGUUUUUGCAAGAACAUAAGAUACCAGAGGAGAGUGAACCCCCUAGUUUCGUUUACAACUCCAAAUGCUGGCAGAUGUUGAAUGUUUUGGCGGAGCAAAAGGAUGAUGUUAAAGUCAAGGAACUAACAAACAUUCUAAUCGAAAGGAACUACAUUGAAGCUUCCAACGUGCACUUAGGACCGCUAAUCAAAGUGCACAUUCUGAAGGACGACAUAGACACAGCACUGAAAGAGUUUGAAAACUGUUGUAAAAAAUACAGGAGUACGCCGUGGAAAGGAGAGUUGAUGAAAGCGCUCAUCUUGAAGGAGGACGCGACGAAAUUGCAGUGGUUGGCCGACCUUAGCACUCAGAUCCACGGGGAGGUGAACAUCCUGCACGACCUGGUGCUGGCGUUCGUGGAGUGCGGGCGGCUGCGGCAGGCGCGCCGCAUCCUGGAGACGCCCGGCCUGCACACGCGCCUGCGCCGCCUCGACGACGCCUGUCUGCGGUAUGUCGAGGAGGGUAAAUCGGAACACCUAGAAGGUUUACUGGAAGCAACCAAGGAACUUUCACACAUCGACCGCUCCAACAUCUUCUACCAUCUCCUGGUCACAUACUGCAAAGCAGACGAAACCGACAAAGCUGUGGGACUAUGGACUGUCCUCCAAGAAGAAGGCGAAAUACCAAGCGACCAAUUCUUAAAUUACCUAGGUAAACACCUCAAAUCGAAGAAUAGGAAAGUGCCAUUUGUCUUGCCAGAUGACAACACGGUCAAAGUGAAGAAAACACAUGUGACAGUACCGAAGCAGAGUGUACCUGCAAAACCAACUAAAAACCAAGUGAGCGAGCAAGUUGAAAAUCUGAUCAAGGAUGGAAAACAUGAAGAAGCGAUGAAUGUUACAUUGAAAAGUGUCAAUGAAGGUGUAAUGCCUAGACCGAAUAUCCUAAAAUUCUUAUUGAAAAGUCUCGCUGUAGAUGGCAACGUGGAAAAGAUAAAAGAGUUUGGUCAAUAUGCGAAUGAUUCAUUAAAGAAACGGAUAACUUAUGAUGACAAACUUACUCUGGCCAUUUUCAAGCGAGGCUCCGGGGCGAGCCAUGUGGAUAAUUUGUUGGAAACGUUCAGUCGGGCCAGGACUGACCAGGAAUGGGAAGAGGCAUUGUUAAGGUUCCCGAGGAGCAACUCACUGGUGUCUGUCAUAGAUAAUGAGGCGAUUCUUGCUAAAUGUCACAAAAUUGCAGAGAUGGCAGCAACGAAAGGCUUCACGACCCCCGCUAACUUGUUAUGGAUGGAAUACUUACUAGCCGGCAAAGAAAAAGAGGCGGAUAAUCUAUGGAACAGUAGUCUGCGCAAUGCUAGUGCCCUUGUGUUCAGAAGGCUACUUCAAGAAAGCCACGUCAGAAACGAACCGCGAUUAAUCGAGAAAUUAAUUGAAACUUUAAAAUCCAAUCAAGAGAUAUCAUUAGGUUCAGUUGGAAAUGCAUACUCACGCCUCAUUAAUCUGCAUUUGUUGAGUAAUAGAUUAGAAGAGGCAGAGAGUGUCCUACAAAGAGCGUUAGAUUCUGGAUUGAAAGGAGAGCAUUUCAAUAAAAAUACUGUUAACAGACUGAAAACUGAAAUCGAACAAGCGGGAAGGGAAUUCAAAUAUUCUAUAAAUUAAAUUUCAGCUCGUUUUUCUAUGCUAGUAGUAUCACUGUAUAAUAUUUUUACGUUGUUGCGCAUUUUACUUUUGUUUCUCAUAAAUCACACAUAUUACAUAAUUGUAUAAAUUCUAAUUGACAGUGAUUUAGUUAUUACUUAAUAAAUUAAUUAGUUGGUA